This is a messenger RNA of Gossypium raimondii (Peruvian cotton), 2973 nucleotides long. RefSeq lists its product as uncharacterized. The record is from RefSeq and is a predicted model, not a curated record. The transcript is spliced from 9 exons. Lineage: Eukaryota; Viridiplantae; Streptophyta; Magnoliopsida; Malvales; Malvaceae. Bases 1623 to 1982 code for a protein of 119 amino acids.
GGACCUCUCGCACCCAAAGCGAGAAUCAUACCACUAGACCAAAUGCCCAAUUUUUGGUAUCUAUCGUGUCUGGUUUUUACUUAUCAGAUCUUUUUCUCAUAGGACUCCUAUGAAUCUUCGACGGGGUCAUUCUUGGAAGACCAAAAUCUUCCAAUUUCUCAUUUUUGAUGUGGUUCAAUGUAUCAUUUGCCUUCUACAAUUGGAUGCUAAGGACUUUUGCAUUAGCAACAGGUUACAGAUUUCAUUUAUAUUUUAAUCCCAGACUCCGAGUUUAAAGUUAUUAAUUCUUAAUACGGAUCCCUUAGAGGCCAAAACAUCUAUAGGUUAUGAAAUUACCAAAUCUUAUAAAUUUCUUUUAACCAUGAAGAGUCUGGCCGCUAAAUCAAUAGUUUGCAUUUAGAAAUUAGAACAUUUUGAAUUAUACUUCAAAAAAAAUUUAAAAAUGAAAUUGCAGAACAACUAGGUAGCUAGUAGAAUAAACCUAAUCACCAUAUAUUGUCCCGAUAAAAUUUUCAAGCUGGUUAUCGAAGUCUUUAGGUGUUAAUUUAGUUGGUAAAGUUGUUUGGUUAUUGCUUGAGGAUGUAGGUCUGAACCCCACCUUCAUCAAAGGGUAAGGGAGUGGGGGUUGAGGGAAGGGAGAGAGCUAAUCCACAUAAUGUAGCCUGGCAGUUGGAUCAGGAAGAAGGAAAUAAAAGCAGUCUUAGCAGAUAGAGAAGACAGAGACUCACUCAGAAAGGAGGGAAAAUAUCUGGCAGUUGGACCAUGAAUUUUGAUAAUUUGUUUGUAUUUUUAUUUCUUUAUUUGUUAAAAUGCUUGACUUAAUAGGUUGAUGGCUAGUGAGCUCUUAAAAAUAUUACAUAUAGAUUUGUUGCAUUUAAUUUUGUUACUCGUUUUUGAUAAGUCUUGUUGGAAAACAAUUGAUACUUAGAAAGAUGACUUCUGGUGACAUUUUUCUUGCGCAAAGUUUCAGAUGUAUAAAAGAUAAUGAAUCGAAAGCAGCUGGGCAUUCUGAGAAUUGAAUUGAAACCUCUCACACCCAAAGAAUCAUAUCACUAGACCAAAUACUCAUUUGUUGUCUAAAUUUAUUGCUAUUACAUUUAGAGGUAGUAAGUUUUCAAGAAAUGGUGCAUAUCUUUAUUAAUUGAUGAAAUCUUUGACCCUCUGAUCAGAACUAGAUUGUCUAUUAUCCUUUCUGCUAUUGGAAUUAGCAAUUAUGCGAAGUGUUCUAUUCGAACAAGAAUGGUAACUACUUUAGCUCUAAACCCUUUCUGUAAUUCUGUUCACUGGGGUUUGAAUCCUAUUGUAACCUUUGGUUGAAGGCAUAUUGGUGCUAAAGGAGAAGCUAAAUGUAGGAGGUCCAUAGCAUGGAGUGUAGCAUGGUUCUUGGUAUAAGACAGAAUUCUGUUUUCUAAUGACUGUUACUUCAGGUUAGGCAAGAUUACUGAAGUAUUUCUCUUUGGAUGAGGAUGAUGACUACUCUAGCUCUAAAGUCAAUCUGUAAUUUUGUUGACCUUGGUGGGAAUCCUGUUUUAACCUUUGGUUAAAGGCAUAGUUGUGUCAAAGGAGAAGCUAAUGGACGAGGCCCAUAGCACGGACUAUAGCUUGGUUCUUGAUAAUGACGGAUGGACUUGCUUCUUACUCAGAGCAAGGAAGAGGGCUAUGCAGAACUCAAUUUUCUUGCAACCAUUAUUCCAGGCAUAAUGGUGUCAAAGGAGAAGCUAAUGGAUGAGGCCCAUAGCACGGACUAUAGCUUGGUUCUUGUGAUUGACAGAUGGACUUGCUUCUUACUCAGGGUUCUGCAGAACUCGAUUUUCUUGCAACCAUUAUUCCAGGCAUCGCUUUUCAAGAAAUGGUGCAUACCGUUAUUUAUUGAUGAAAUCUUUGAAUCUGUGAUCGGGACUAGGUUGUUUGUGAUGCUUUUUGCUAUUGGAAUAAACAGGUUAGGCAAGAUUACUGAAGCCUUUCUCUUUGGACGAGGAUGAUUACUACUAUAGCUCUAAAGUCAAUCUGUAAUUUUGUUGACCUUGGUGGGAAUCCUGUUUUAACCUUUGGUUAAAGGCAUAAUGGUGUCAAAGGAGAAGCUAAUGGAUGAGGCCCAUAGCACGGACUAUAGCUUGGUUCUUGUGAUUGACAGAUGGACUUGCUUCUUACUCAGGGUUCUGCAGAACUCGAUUUUCUUGCAACCAUUAUUCCAGAUUUGGGUCGACUAGAAGACAAGAUUUGUGGACCUCGAGUUUUGAUAAUUUAUGAUACAUGGAAUAAUAUUAUGAAGUGAUAUAAAGAUGUGCCUACCAGACUUAUGCUGAAAGUUUAUCACGAUUUGUUGUUUUAUUCAUGGGCCCUGCAAAGCCAAAUUCAAGAGAGGCUUCCUUGUGUUUUAACCUGCUCCUCAAAUGUGUCUUCUUUCCAUGUGUAUGAGAUGCCUUUUCUCUGAGUGGUUAUGGGAUCUAAUGUUUCCUGAUGUUAGUGCAGACGAAUAGUGUGGCUGUUCCUUGUAUUCAUGGCCCCCUCAUUACCGACUGAUGUUAGCAGAAAGUUCAAGAUGAAGUCCAGAUAAAAAGAAACUAGGAAUUGGGGCAUUCCGAGAAUCGAACUCGGGACCUCUCGCACCCAAAGCGAGAAUCAUACCACUAGACCAAAUGCCCAAUCUUGAAUGUUUAACUGAAUUUGGUUUAGCUAUUAGCUCUUUUUUUCAAAUUGUGCCAAGUUUUGAUGUUUAUCUGCUGACUUCUGAGCAAAUUGUUCUGCUAUUUGACUACUACCUUGGUACUCACACCAAUGGUUGAAAGAUGAACUUCUUGGGCAAUCAGGCAGCUAGGAACUGGUUAUUAAACUCCUAUUAACUGUUGGUAGACCCAUUCAUAGAAGACCAGAAUUUUCAGAUCUCUCACUUUUUAUGUGGUUCAAUGUAUCAUUGGCCUGCUAUAAUUGGAUGCUAAGGGCUUUUGAAAUUGCAUUAGUACCAGGUUACAA